This is a messenger RNA of Gavialis gangeticus (Gharial), 738 nucleotides long. RefSeq names its product heat shock protein family B (small) member 3 (gene HSPB3). Gene Ontology annotation, cellular component: nuclear speck; cytoplasm. NCBI's taxonomy places the organism in Eukaryota, Metazoa, Chordata, Crocodylia, Gavialidae. The transcript has a single exon. The coding region runs from base 234 to 671 and encodes 145 amino acids. The record is from RefSeq and is a predicted model, not a curated record.
CCUAUAAAUAGUGCCCUAUUGUCAGUGUAUAAAAAGAUGAAGCAUUUCUCAUAGCACACAAGCAUGUCCAAUUAAGAGUUAAGCCCUGCCAGUGCUAAAAAUGAAAGGCUGCAUCAACUCAUAAUCUAGUCUUGGGGUAGGCAUACCACUGGAAAGAGUUCAGUACGUCAGUUAGAGUCUGAACUGCUUUCACUCACUGACAUAAAGCAGCAAGUCAUUUUUCUGUCUUGGCAAUGGAAGGAGUUGUUAUAAGACACUGGGUGGAAACACCUGUCCGUUACCAGGAGCAGUUUGCUGACCAAGAGCUGGACGCAUAUAAGCUGGAGCACUCUUUGUAUGCUUUGCCAGGCCCAUCCACAUCCUCUGUGAGAAUCAACAAGCAUGUAAUUGCAGCAGAGAAAAGCAGCACUGGGGAAAAUGAGCAAAGCUUUCAGGUCCUACUGGAUGUUGUGCAAUUCCGCCCUGAAGAUAUCAUCAUUCAGACUUUCGAAGGCUGGCUCCUGAUCAAAGCUCAGCAUGGACCCAGGAUGGACGAACAUGGUUUCAUAUCCAGAAGCUUUACUAGGCAAUACAAACUGCCAAAUGGAACCGAAACAAAAGAUUUGUCCGCUGUCUUCUGUCAUGAUGGCAUUUUGGUUGUUGAAAUGAAGAAUGCUUCAGGAACGAGUUAAUGUUUUAUUAAUAAUCUUUUUCCUCGUGUAACUGUGUAAUGCUGUGCAAUAUAGUCAAGCACUUGGA